UCUGAUAAAAAAAAGAGCACUUCACAAACCCGUACAUGUGAUCAUUACAAUGUGAUUUUUCUCAAAUUAGAUAUAUUAAUAUGAUUAAACAAAAUUGAUGGGGAUUUAUUAGAGACAAGGAAUGUACGUAUGCAUGUAUGUAUAUAUUGCAUGCGCGCGCUUUUUUUCCAAAUCAUCUCUCGUCGUUCACCAGCAAUCAACGGUGUAAGCACACCCCUGAGGUUCAUGACGAGCGUGCGCAACGUCACACGAGCACAAGUGGAAUACGACGCGAAUGGUCAUGGUGUGCUGUUGCGGAAGAGCCAGAGAGCUCGUCUCCUACGAAGCACAGCUGGCGCGUACCGUCAAGAUGUAAGACGUGAGGGUGCAGGGAUGUCACCUUAGAAAGCUGUUGGGCCCGAGAGGCCGCGAGAGUGUGAAAACGAGAGGAAGAGAGCGGGAAAAAUAGAGAAAAGAAAGGAAGAACCGGACACAACACACGAGGAGUGGAAUACACAGAAUGGAGUAGCUGGAAAAGGGGAUCGAUCGCAUCGUACGAUAGUUGGCAAUGGAGGACACGAGACUGGGGUAAGUACUGUGUCGUUUCCGGUAGUCUCUGGGUCUACAUACAUACGUGCGUUCGUACUACGUGCAUACGGGACGGGAAGCGAGCGCGCUCUCGUCGAGAGGAAAAGUAGGGCGUCGGGGGUGAGAGAUGUUGGAGGUAUCGGAGGAGCGGGGUGGUCGGGCGGCGGGGAUGGUUGUCCUGCUUUUCGCCGCGACCUCGUCGCUUCGAGCCUCCGGGAACAGAGCGGAACGGGAAUGGAGUGAUUCUCCAAGGCGGGGAGUGUCGCGCAGAAGGUAGCCGAAAAGAACAGUAGCGAUGUCGACGUCUCGACGACGGUGCGUGCGCGUCGACGAGUGCAACAGAGUGUCGACACGAGGAAGGUGUUGGUGAUGUUGGUGCUAGUGAUUAACGGUGGUGGCAGCAAAACAGCACCUUGAAACGCCCCCGAUGAGCCUUCUAGAGGGACGAGGGAUGGAUCUCGAGACGAGGAUAACCGUGAGCUCGAUAGCGCUUCUACGUGAUAAUCCGUGGUGUACUUUCAAAAGUGAUUUUUGCACUGGGAAAUGCAGCGGCUGUGAUGUAUCCAUCCGACUCGAAGCAACUGCUUGCUUCUUCUUGCUUAAAGAUAUACCGGGUGCAUAGCUCUCCUCGGAGAAUCAAGCGCGUAAACUCGCAUUUGCGCUAUGCAGGCGAUGUACUAUAAAUAGAAGAGCCUUGUUAGCGACUGCACAACGUGCGACCUGUACCGCUACCAGAUGCAUCAGCAUCACCGUGAUCUGAGCACUCGAAAAUGGCGUCAGGAUUGCCGAGCGCUCAUCAGAGGAAACUUGGACCAGCGCCGAUAGCAUCCUUCGAAGACCUAUCCGACGAGGUGGAAAACGGAGAAUCGGCGGCGGGGCGAAUGCCGGGCAUCGUCGAGGUCACCACACCGGCUACGCCUGGCAGUUCGCUUAAGACGCCUAGCACGCCGCGAAUUGACAUCAGUCGGGCGAGCAGCUCCUCGCACCAUGAAGAUAGUAAUUCCAGAGACUCGUCACCCGAGCGGGAGCUUCUCGCAGGUGCGGAUCCUCCGCCCGGCUGCAAGCUUACCUUGGGUUACAAAGAGGACGCCCAAGACCUCAGAUCCUCCACGGAGGAGUUGGACUUGCAGGAUCCCGUCCACGAACAGGAUCUUAGACGGGAGUCCAAGAAGUUGGCGCGCAAGCGCAAGGACGACGGAUCCCAGUCAGAUUACAGCGGCAAGCAACAGCAGCAGCAGCAGGACCGCGAGCGCAAGGACAGCAAUUGCUCGGAGAUAUGCUUGCUCAACAUCAGCGGCAGAACGUCCAGGCUGUCGUCGGUCGGCAGCCAAGGCUCCGGCGUCUCCGGGAAGCUCUCGGUUGUGUCGGCGACUUCCUCCAGAUCGCCCAGUCCGCACAAGUGUUUACUGGAGACAUCGUUCUGCGGUAGCAAACCGACGCUCGCCGACAACUUGAUAGAGCCGUCGAAGCCGGAGACCGAUGAUCUCGAGAAAAUACUCUUGAAACGGGAAGCCGACACUACGAAAGCACUGAUCCCCGAGAGCAUCAAGGUGUCGAUGGUGGGUGGCAACCUGAAGCCGGAUCCGCUGGACAAGCCCAGGAGACGUGGUCGCGAGGAGAGGAAGGAGAUCUUCAAGCGAGAGGUGGAAAUUACCAAGAGAUUCCUGGAGAAAGUUAACAUAGAGGUACCCAUCAUAAAGAAACCUAGCGAACAACAAGGACCAUCGACACUGCAGCAGUUCUCAACGAAGGCUCAGGUACAAGAAGUUCAAAAACCCGCGACACUCGACUUCAACGACAAAAGGAAGAAAGCUCAGAACUUCAAGGAGAUCGUACAGACGACGCCUACGACGGGCAGCGUGAGCGGAAGUCCCAAGUUACCGAGACACCAAAAAGUGCGGGACCUCGAAGGCUCGCGAACGCCCAGUCCGUCGUCCGUAUCCAGAAAGAGUAGCUUCGCUUCGUUGUUCAAGGCGAAAACCGACGGCAGUAUAUUGAGCCCAGAAUCGCCAUCGCCUAGCACGAAACCACGGCGGAGUCUAACGUCAAAACUGAGGGACACCACGGAAAGUCUGAGGAGCCGCUCGAAAUCGCGCGAGAGAGUGUCGGCCGACAAGAGUUCGAGUCUAAAGAAAGACUCCAAGAACAAGGGUGUGUUCUCGUCCACUUUGAGCUUGUUCAAGAAACGUGAGAGGAAGAAGAGCUAUGACGAAGCGAUCGCGGCUUCGUGCGAUCUCGACGCGCCCAGCGGCGAACAGCCGUCCCUAGAAAGCAUCGGCCACGUGGAGUUUACGUUCAAUACCGAGAAGGAACGUCGACAGGAUGACUCGAUAUUCAUCAGUUUGCACGCAGACAAUAGAAACUAUGAGGAGGCUUUGCCAUCGGAGAGCGUGUCGAUACCGUUGGAGACGCCGACCAAAUUGCUGGACGAAUACGAAUCCGAGCCGCGUACGGGAAGCAUAAUCACGGAGGUGUCGAUUGAGCAUCAUCCGGCACCUGUCGCCAAGAUCAGAACCGAAGCACAAAUCGAGACCAUAUCCAGGAGUUCUUUCAGAGAUAGCCAGCUGCCGCAAAGCGCGUCCAAGGAUUCUCAGCUGUCCAAGAGUUCAUCGAGAGAUUCGAAGAUUAGUGUUCAGGCUAAUAAAGUGGUUGAGACACCACCGACGAAAACGUUGACUUCAGUGAAGUCGUCGACCCCGACGAAGUCGCCAACCUCGGCGAAAAUUUCGACUCCGGCGAAAUCGUCGACUCCGGCGAAGUCGUCGACUCCGAUCAAGUCGUCGAUCACAGCGAAACCGUCGAUCCCGGCGAAACCAUCGACCCCGGCGAAACCGUCGACCCCGGCGAAACCGUCGAUCCCGACGAAACCGUCGACACCGGCGGCGAAACCGGCGGUGGUGACACCGGCAAAGUCGUCGAGCUCGACAGAGAUGAAAUCUGCGGAAUCGCGGCUGCCAAGCGGCACAUUCAAGGAUUCCGGCGGCAAGAAACCGGACAUAACGAAGCCGAAAAGAAAAAGCAGAGAGAGUCAGCAGCAGCAGCAGCAGCACGAAUCAUCCGAGAGAAUUCGAGAGGACGACGACACGAAAUCGCAGCAAAAGAAAUCGAGAGAAGUUCCAUCGACUGCAGAAGCUAACAAGUCCGAUCUGCUCGACGACAAUAAAAUAGGCAAGUCGCAGCAGGACGGUCUUGUAAAGACCUCCAGUAUGAUAUCCGAUCUGGACCAUAACAGCUCGGAAUCGGAGAGAGAUUCAGAGAUCGAAUUUAUUCGAAACAAGGUCGAGAAGAUGGCGGAGGAGCUACCCGACGAGAGAAAGGGUCUCUUUUACGAGGAAAGUUUCGAGGAGGAUCUUCCGUACGUGCCGACGACCUUACCGUUGGAGAAGAGCGUUGCUGUACCAAUCCUGCCUGUUAAACAACGACUUCAGGAAGUAAGGACGAUACCGAUCGAGAGACCGCGCUCGACGACGCCGAUAAACCCUACUCUGCUGGACGAGUUCGUGAUGCAGACGUCUCUGGACGAGCGGCGCGUUGAGAGAAUGAAGAUCUCUUUGCCGCGAGAGGACAGCUUCAAGCUCAAGAGCCCGCGCCGACACGCGACGAACACGUUCACGGAGUUUGCGGGUAAGGUGCCGCCGGACGGAGGUCGUAAGGCUGCUGCCCAAGGCAAAUCACCGAGUCCACCUCCACUGCCACCGAGAGCACCCGCGGUACGACCGAGCAAUUGGAUCAACUUUGAAGAGAUACCGGAGAAGCGAAAGGCGCCAAAAAGGAUACAGACGAUACCGCGACCCGAAGACGAGAUCGCAAAGGGUGCCGGUAGCUACAGCUACGUACAACCGGAGGAGUGCAAGUGCGAGUGCCACGAGGAGUCUAGACGAGCGUCCAUGCGGGAGGCGGUGGAGGUGGCGGCUACCACUACCGCAACCGCAACCGCAACUACAAUCGCCACUGCCACCAGCACCGCGGCCACCAGCACCAGGACUUCCUCGUGCAGCAGCAACGGUGAGCGGCCGUGCAACGGCGAGAACUGUACGGCGCCGACCGGCAGCUCCGUCGACCGCGCCAGUAUCGUCAGUGACAGCUCGCUGGAGUGCAGUCUGAGCAUAGACGAUGGUCAGAGCACGCAGGCGCUCCUCGGCAACUCGACGAAACCUUUCGCCAUGGAUCUCGAUGUGCGAUCCAACAGGUCGAGCAUCAUAUCGCAGGAGGAGAACGACGAGAACCAGCAUCAAUAAUAAUUACGUAGCGCACUCAUGCCUUAGCCGUUAGAUCUCUCUUUCACUUUGUCGCAAAAUGGCCGAAUUCUUCCUUCGGACACGAGAACCGAAGGACAGUUGAUUUCAUCGACGAACGCGCGCUACGCGUAGAGCGAGUUGGAGUCAGUUCUACGCAUGUCGGCAGCGCGCGUGCAAAGCACAUGUUGAUCGAAUCUUUAGUCGCCGAAGGCAUAUUGCGCUUAUCUUCCAAAUUACCGGAAGAUUCGGCAUUUCUUUUUUUAUUUUGAAAUGUCGCACGGGAAAUCAUUUAUUCGUCAUAUAUACCGGUCAGACUGUUUUUGCAUCGCGCUACAUCGAUUUACAGUAUAAAUGUAUCAUAUUUUUGAUUUAUUUAUUUAUUUAUUUAUUUAUUAUCGGUCACCGGUGCUCUCGUCGCGCUCGUUUUCACGCAUAUUUUGCAGUCCGCGAUAUCUUGUAGUUUUUAAUGCGUUGAUGCUCCCUCAUAAUUGACCCGGAUGAUGGCUCGCUAAUGUCUCUGUCACUCUCCCUUGGACUAUCAUUAGCUUUCUCUAUCGACAAAGAGUGGAUGUGUGCAUCGUGUCAUCAGAACGUCAAUGAGACUCUCGGAUGUCACGGCAAACCGCUGCUUUCUGCCGUAAUAUAAAGAAACGGAUAAGUAAAACAAACAUUAUUUUGUCAAAUGUUGUACACAUCGAUUACGAGACGAAGUCUCUCGUGACGCUCGAGUGAGCUUUCAAAGCUUCAUAUCAUGUAGAUACGCGUAAAUUCAUAGGUAUACUUUUCCGUGAAAGCACGUAGAUCUUAAGAACGCAUUAAGAAAUUUAUUCAAUGUUGAGCCGGACGAUCGGUCGUUACGAUCGACUAGUGCGAUGAUUUAUUGAUCAAUUGUUCUUCUAACUUGUACGAUAUAGCAUUUACAUAAACGAUAAUCUCUCUCUCUACAAAGUAUCUGAACGUAACGCGAAGGUCAACCUGGUCCCGCCAAUAUUGUACCCAUAUCUUGGACCAGACAAACGCAUUGCAGUUUCCGACGAACGUCGUGUAUGAAUUGCCCGUGCGCGAUAAGCUUUAAUCUACAUCCGUUAGAGUAAAAUAAGGAGUUACGCGUUUAGCGCUAUACAAAGUUCUCAGUCCUCAUAGUCAGGACUGUCGCAGUCGGAGUAACUGUGACACUUGGAUAAAUAUAAUGUAAUUUUCCGCGAUAUUUUCCUAUCGUACGAUUUUUAUUAUAAUAAUCAUGAUUAUUCGAUCUCAAUCAUCGUAAUAACGGCGAAUAAAUGAGAAUUCCGAUAAAAGAGUUACGUCGAUAAACUGAAGAUUGAAUAUCACUCUCAGUAUGUUUAUAUAAUUAUAUUGCACGAUCGACAUUUAAUGAUACAAACGUGUACAUAAUUACGUAUAGUAUUAAAUUAUAAUUUAUAGAGAUUGAAUUGUGCGUGUGCGUGUGUGUGUGUGUGUGUGUGUGUGUGUGUGUGUGUGUGUGUGUGUGUGCUGUAUGCGCGCGCGCGCGUACGUGUAUACAUAUAUAGUGUCAUAUGGAGUCUUGAAAGCUCGGGUCACGAUAGCUCCUAUCGAAUCGAUCUAACGUUAUCGUCGCACAUGUAACGAAUGUGCACGAAUCUCUCCGACUGUCGCUCGUAGAACGCUUUCACCUUCCUUACCUUCCGAGCCAGCGAGCCAUUGUUCACGCGAGCCAAUUCGCUCCUUUUUUAUUUUCCUCUUUUCGGUUUUAGAAGGGAGCGAUUCUCCGCCGUUUACCUCCGUCGCGAAUUUCAGGGAGCCGACGAAAUGCGCUUACGAGUCGAGCGCAAUAUGAGACGUGUUCCGUAGGAUCAAGCUCGUGUGUACGAGAUUGAGAGAAUUCUAUAUUAUCUACCUCCUGAAACGUACCAAAGAUAAUCGAAUGUCUGCGGAGGGAUUACUUCAACCUCAUUUAGGAAAUAGCUCCAUGACGCAAACGUCGGUUUGAUCCUUUCUCUCGCGAUCGAUUGGAAUAAUUGUGACAAUAGGAUACACUGCGAGCUUAUAUAUUCAAGAGUUUCGUAUCAAUCCAAAUACCGUCGAAUUUCGUUUCUUACGUAAACGUGACAUCAAGUCAAGGCCAUCUGGAUAAUAUAGAUAAAUUUCAAGAAAGACACCUUGCCUUCCUCUCUUUUUGGACUCAUUCCCUCGGUCCGAAGCUAUCUAAAUCGAGUUGAUUAAUGGUGAAUUAAUUAAGAUCGGUCUGACCGUUGAAAAUCGUACAGUUUACACUCGUCACAAUCGUUAUACUGACGAUCAAUUGCUCGUCUAAUCGAACAACGGUAAUCGGAUUUUACUCUACGCCAGAAAUCUCAUCAUACGGACUAUGUUGAGAAAAUGAGCUCCUGAAGAGGAUCAAAUCAAUGUUUGUGUUUGUGAGCAAAAUCGCAGUUCUGUCCGCGCGAUCGGAAUGUUGCUUUUCCUCUUUUUUUCCUUCCUAGUCCGUUUCAUACAUAACAUAUAAUAAGAUUAUCAAUUAUUUUUUCAUCAAACUGUUUCUGUUCUCUCUCUUUCUCACUUUCACAAUAUCCUUUCGAGCCGUGUUUUCUAUGCUCGUGCAAUAUAAAGAAGAAAACUGUACUGUGUUCAAAAUGUUUCAAGAUGAAAAUAAGUAAUUCGUAGUGAGAGACAGAAAGUUACUUUAUUAUUCUCCGUUGCGUUGAGCGAUCAGAAGUAAACAUAAUUGCAAUUUGGGACAUAUAGCAGUUAUCGUUAAUUAUCUGAAUAAUUCCAAGUAUGCCUAACAAUUAUGAUCGACUCUCGAAGCGUUUAAAGAAAAAGUUGCAAUCUUUAAAUAAAUCUUUAUAUAUUUCUGUGUGGUCUAAUUUCGAUUAGCAAAAGCAUUUUAAAGCAGGGACUUUUUUCAUAAUCAUAAUCAAGAAGAGUGAUGCGAAACCUAAAGCUCCCUGUAUCUCGCCGCGACCAUGUUGGAUUUGUGACAUCAGAGCGAGGAAUGACAUGCUGACGAAAGUUGCGUGCCACUUUUAAAUAAAAAUAAAUGCGGAAUAAAUACGAAAAAGAACACUUGAGAUCGCUUGAGAACACUUGUAAAAUUUUCCGAAAACUAUCCUUUUCUUCUGACGAUCAGUAGAUUGUCGCAAAUAACAAAUAGUGAAAUGAAACAUGCGCACAGACAAAAAACAGACUCAUUUCACAGUUUAUUAUUUGACUAUUUAUUGAUCAUCAAGGGAAAAGGAUACCUUGAAGAUAAUUUUGCAAGUGUGCUCAAGCAAAUGUCCUUUCGUUCAUAUUUAUCUUUAUUCAGAAAUAGGCCGCAACUUUCGUCAACAUAUCAUUCUUCGCUUUUGACGUCAUAAAUCCGGCAUGACCGGCGAAAUAUAAGGAGCCUUAAACACACAAAAUGAUAGUGUCACGUGAUAUUCGCUCGACGUGACAAUCUCCUCAGUUAAUCGCGUAUUGGAAUUGAGUCAAAUCCUGUGGUGAAUCGUAUUCCUAUUAUUCUGCUUCCACUUUUAUCCCCCCAUACUCUUUCCCACCUCCGCCCGGACAUGAAAUAGUUAAGUCAACAAGUGAAUUAAUUGAUUGAUAGACUUGUAAGCGCGCGAAAUAACUAUCCGUGAAGUAAUCGAACAUGCCCAUCUCUUUUUCCUUUCUACUUUCGCGACUAGGGAGAAAGAGACGUGCAUGUUUUUCAUGUAGUGAACGAUCUUGUGGUAAUAUCAGUGCAAUUUGCCUGUAGCUAAACGUCUCGUGCAAGAUAAUUUCCUUUCUUUUAGAUUUCGAUGUUUAGCUAAACGAAUUUUCAGAGUAUAUUAUAUAUGAAAUAUAAGAAAAAAAAAUAUAUAUAUAUAUAUACACUCACACAUAAUGAAAACAUAUAUCUACAUAUAAAAAUAAGCAGGGAUCGGAAUCAGUACAAUUCUCAUAUAAAUCCAACUUUUGACGCUGCACGAAAUUAUGUCAACUCGACAAAAUUAAGCCAGCUUUGAUCCCUGCGAAUAAAGCUGCCCAGCGCAGCGGUGGAUCGGCUGCGUUAGCGUGCGACGAAGCGACGAAUAAAAUUCGCGAUCGAAAGCGAAUCGCAUUUCGCGAAAAGUCAACGUAUUUUCAUGCAAAUAAAACGUCGCACUUUUGAAUAAUUCUCUCGUUUAUAUGUUUCUUUUAUAUCAUUUUACCAAAAGAGUCGACUAGUAUGCGUGAAAAUUCACUGGACUUCUGCGAAAGCGUCGCUCGCUUUCGACUCGAAGGAAACUGUGCCCUUUUUCGCCUAGGAGACAAUUCUCGAGCUCAUGGUCGUCUGCAAGAUUUCCAUCAAAAUAUGAUCUUGCUGGCGACCUAUCGCGGGAAGAAACAAAAAGGAGAAGACAAGAGAAAAACAAGAAAUGGAAAAAAGCAAGAAGGAUCCGUCAUCCCGACCGCUUCUUUCUCGCGAGGAUAGCGCAACUCGGAAGUCGCAGCGAUUUCCUCCCUAGUUUCUAACCGAAACUAAUCAAGAAGGAGACCCGUGGUUAUCCUCCGACAGCUCGAAGACUUACGACAAAAUAUUAAACCCGUGAUACUUUUUCUAAUCUUUUCUAGGCGAGCGUAGAGAGCAAGAAAGACCAGAGCAACGGCGGAUGGUCUGCUUUCUCGUCAAUCGUUUAAUUUCCAUACGUUUCACAUUAAUUUUGUCAAUAUGCUCGUUACAUCACAAACAAAGUCACUGUACUCUGCAAUUUGUUGUAAGCGAAACGCUUACUAAAGACAAUACUGUCAAAUUCAGCCACAUUUACAGUGCAAAUCGUCCGCCAUUGUUUUGGCAUACGUACUUCGUUUAAACUGCCGGAUAUGCUCGAGGAAAUUGGCCGUUCUGGCCAUUCGACGAGAAAAUUCGAGGCUCCUCGGACAUGUCGGCAUGCGAGAGAACGCCACAUCGCCCAUUCCCCUAGCAAUACAUGAUUGUUCGUGAUUAUUUUUCAUGCAAUGUAAAACAAUAACAAAAUGAAGUAUAAAUUUAAAUGUUUCUAAUGUUAUGUAAAUAAAAUUGUAGGAACGGAACUACAUUUUCGAGUGCUAAAUGAAUACGUUUAAAUAACGCCAACGACUACGACGACGAUGACGAUAACAACAAUGACGACGACGACGACGACGACAAUGUUACAUUGACGAUAAUACAUUUAACGACUUCAUGUUCAAAAACAGAGGAAAAUAAAAUAAAUAAACUGUUUAUGUGUGUUUUGA
This is a messenger RNA of Odontomachus brunneus, 10010 nucleotides long. RefSeq names its product flocculation protein FLO11. The record is from RefSeq and is a predicted model, not a curated record. Bases 1338 to 4805 code for a protein of 1155 amino acids. Lineage: Eukaryota; Metazoa; Arthropoda; Insecta; Hymenoptera; Formicidae. The transcript has 10 exons.